AUGGCCGAGGGUAUCGACAGAAAUGCAGACGAGCGCAUGGAGUUCUCAACUUCGAAAGAAGUGACAGUCGCCCCAACCUUUGAGGACAUGCACCUCAAGGAAAACCUCCUCCGUGGAAUUUAUGCGUACGGCUAUGAAUCGCCCUCAGCAGUUCAAUCUCGAGCGAUCGUGCAGAUCUGCAAAGGAAGAGACACCAUUGCGCAGGCGCAGUCAGGCACAGGCAAAACCGCGACCUUUGCCAUCAGCAUUCUUCAAAUCAUCGAGACCUCCGUCCGUGAGACACAAGGUAUGAAUGGGAACCCGGGCAUACACGACGUGGCUAACAAAAUCUCAGCUCUAGUCUUGUCCCCGACCCGCGAACUGGCGACCCAGAUCCAAAGCGUCAUUAUGGCCCUCGGAGACUACAUGAAUGUACAAUGUCACGCCUGUAUCGGAGGCACAAACGUGGGCGAAGACAUUAGAAAACUGGAUUAUGGACAACAUGUGGUAUCGGGUACGCCUGGGCGAGUGGCAGACAUGAUUCGACGAAGGAAUCUCCGUACGCGACACAUCAAGAUGCUGGUCCUGGAUGAAGCAGAUGAACUGCUCAAUCGCGGUUUCAGAGAACAGAUCUACGACGUCUACCGAUAUCUUCCUCCUGCCACGCAAGUUGUGGUCGUCUCUGCGACCCUUCCCUACGAUGUUUUGGACAUGACAACGAAAUUCAUGACCGAUCCCGUCCGCAUCCUGGUUAAACGUGAUGAGCUUACGCUCGAAGGCCUCAAGCAAUAUUUCAUUGCUGUGGAGAAAGAGGAAUGGAAAUUUGACACACUGUGCGACCUCUACGACACGCUUACCAUCACACAGGCAGUGAUUUUCUGCAACACUCGCCGCAAGGUCGACUGGCUUACCGACAAGAUGCGCGAGGCAAACUUCACCGUCAGCAGCAUGCACGGCGAGAUGCCACAAAAGGAACGUGACAGCAUCAUGUCCGACUUUAGACAGGGCAACAGUCGAGUCCUCAUCAGUACCGACGUCUGGGCUCGUGGGAUCGACGUCCAGCAAGUCAGUCUUGUCAUCAACUACGACCUGCCCAGCAAUCGUGAGAAUUACAUCCACAGAAUCGGGCGUAGCGGGAGAUUCGGUCGCAAGGGCGUGGCGAUCAACUUCGUCACUAGUGAAGACGUCCGCAUUCUGCGGGAUAUCGAGCUUUACUAUUCCACGCAGAUUGAUGAGAUGCCCAUGAACGUUGCCGAUUUGUUGACUUAA
Fonsecaea nubica is the source of this 1248-nucleotide messenger RNA. RefSeq names its product ATP-dependent RNA helicase fal1. NCBI's taxonomy places the organism in Eukaryota, Fungi, Ascomycota, Eurotiomycetes, Chaetothyriales, Herpotrichiellaceae. The transcript is spliced from 2 exons. The record is from RefSeq and is a predicted model, not a curated record. Gene Ontology annotation, molecular function: mRNA binding; ATP binding; RNA helicase activity. Gene Ontology annotation, cellular component: catalytic step 2 spliceosome; nucleolus. The coding region runs from base 1 to 1248 and encodes 415 amino acids.